Messenger RNA from Ceutorhynchus assimilis (cabbage seed weevil), 8005 nucleotides. NCBI's taxonomy places the organism in Eukaryota, Metazoa, Arthropoda, Insecta, Coleoptera, Curculionidae. The record is from the annotation of a GenBank genome assembly.
GCGAGAACACACCUCAAGUUUGUUAUGCCACGGCGCCAUCUUUACGUCAAAGAUCAAAUCGCCCUAUACGUUGUAAACAAUAAACAUAAUAGAAAUGGCAAGGUGCUUUGGUGCUUACCUCAACAGCAGAUUAUUUUUCGUUUCUAACCGGAUUUUCAGGAACCGACUAACCGACAUUCUACCGCCAUUUACCGAUCGGUUAACCAGAAAGACAAACGGUAUACACCACCCAGUAGAAAGCCAUCUGUCAAAACAUGUUUGGGUUUGCUUGCACUUUUGACAUUUUCGAUAAAUUAUUUUUUUCUUGUGGUUUGUACUUGGUGGUCCUUUCCUUUUGUGGUUUGCCCUAUCCUAUUUGAACUAGGCUAGAUUUACCUAGUGUUUAUUUUGAGUUACAAUGUAAAGCAUUCCUCAAGGUACUAUAAUUUUUAUGCAGUGCUGAUACCACAAUAAGACUUUGCUGAUAACAGAAUUCGUCAUACCAUACCCCUUGUCUCGGCUUAGUCCGACUGCAGGGCCGGGUGGUUGGUAGCAGAGACGAACCAGAACCCACCAGUUGUGAAAAAAACAAAAAUAAAGUGUGAAUUGGAAACCCUGCCGUUGCUGUUCCUGCGAGUUGUCAUGGUACUUUACCCUACUUUACAGUUUAUCUCUACCUUCGCCGACCGUUGAGUGUUUACAUGAUUUUUUAGAGUUGUUUCUUCUAAAAAGUUAACAAUGUUAUCCGAAGUACCAAAAGAGCUGAAGCGGUUUCUCAGGCACUGCCAGAGUUUACGCAGGAUACUCAAAGAUACAAAUGCUUCACUUAAUGAUAUCAAUAACCUCCUACAAUUGGGGAGAGAUAUUAAAAAGGAUUUAUCCAUUUUUGAGCCCUUGGAAACUCUGUCCAAUAAAGUAGAAAGAAUUCCAAACCUCCUGAUUUUUGGACAAUCUUGUCAUGCUAAAGCAUUGUUUAUAAACUUGUUGCUUCAACAGAAGAUUCUACCAUGUUCUAGUUCCCAAUGGAGACGCAUAAUUUUAAAAUAUGGAUCAACGAAAAGCAUUCACCUGACACUUGAUGAUGAAAUAGAAAUUGUAGAGAACCUCAAAGCCCAUGAAGAACUAUUAUGGGUUACUAUACCAGAAGAAGACUUGAGAAGAACAGAAAACGAAAAUUUGUUAGAUCACUGUCCUUCAGUAGAAGUACUUCUGAAACAUAAACUGCUUAAAGAUAAUAUUAAGAUUAUAGUUCCUCCAGAUUGCAGUCUUGAUCAGCUGAUUGAAGUUUUGAGGAAACAUGUUGAAAACGUAUUGCCUGUGAUAAUAUAUGCUGUAUCUGAAGAAACAUUAACUGAUUCAAAUAUACAAGAGAUAAGAAAAUUAAAAGACAUUUUUCACGUUCCAUUUUUGUUUGUGAGCUUGACAACUACUGAUUUUCAAUCCAAGGAUGCUAACGCUUUUACCCUAAGUACUGAAUCUUUAACUGAGUCUGAAAAACAUUUGGUUGAAAGCUGCCGCCAGGAGAGUGAAAAUAAUUUGCACAGUCUUAGAGAACAGCUUUUUAGGUUAGGUUAUUUAAAUGCAGAAUCAGAUGGAGAAAAUAACGAGGAUAAAGAAAAUACAGAUAAAUUGAAAAGAAAAAAAUCAUUUUGUCUGGAAUGCUCUUUGGAUAACACCCUGAUUUGUGAUAGAGACAUUAAUAAGGACUUUAUUUUAUUUAUUAAGGAUAUUUUAAGAUCCAGUAUUCUAAAAAUGGCCAAAGCGUUGAGUGAUAUUCAUAAUUCCUGUCUAAGAAAAUUUAUACUGUUUGCAUUUGAUAUGGCAAGAGAAAUUCAAAUAACUCCAAAAAGAAUUUUAUAUGCCCAAGAUAUUGAGCUCAAAAUGUAUACAACUCUCAUGAAAAUAGCUAGCGAGCAACAAGAAGAAAUAACUAAUAUUAUUCAAAGGACUUUGCUGGAUAUGAAAUCAAAUGUGGCAGAGGUUUUAGAGGGAUAUAAUUUUUCCGAAAAUUCUCCUACUCCAAUUUCCCCUAAAGUAGCAUCUAUGGAAAUUCAACAACUAGUUCUUAAGAGAUUAAGAACCUCAGUUGCUACCCAAAUAGUUCAAUCAGUAGGAUGCCUGCAAGAAAGUUUUACAGGAACUCUUCAGAGAUGCCUGGAAAGUCUAGAAAGAAAUUGUCACGAUUCAGAAGGCAACCUGUCUGCUUCUGAUGCAGUUAAACAAAUAAUUCAUGCAGCUUAUGAUAUAGAUUUAAAAACGCCUACGUCGUUUUCGAUAGUUCAUACGUUUAUGGAUAAGCUAAGGAAAUUGUUGGGGACUUUUGCCUCUCCUUGGUCAUCCACCAACCAGUUCCAAUGUUCUCUGCAAUGGCAGCUGCAAGUUGUCACUAAUAUGAUUGAUUCUCUAAGUGCUUCUAAGUUGGCGAAAACCAUUUCUGUUCAGUUUCAAGAGCAUGUUCGUUCAUCUCAUGAAGCUUUCCAAUCAGCAAUGAAAGGCCUAGAAAAUCAACUUUCCGGUCAACUAGAACAAACCGAGGAACAAAGAAUUGCUAUAAGAAAAAAACAUGCUCCUAGAUUUGCUAGGCUUGCACUGGAAAGUACUUCUUUGUGUGAUUUGGUGAGGUGGGGCAUGCCAAAACAAAUCCGAGAAAUCGGAAGAGGUCAGUAUGGGGUUGUGUCGUCAUGUGAACCAUGGGGAAAAAUUAAUCCCUGCGCUUUUAAAUCAGUUGUACCGCCUGAUGAUAGACAUUGGAAUGAUUUGGCUAUGGAAUUUUAUUAUACACGUACAAUACCAGAACAUGCUCGAAUAGUUAAGCUAAGAGGCUCAGUAAUUGAUUAUACUUACGGCGGAGGUACAUCACCAGCAGUACUACUAGUAAUGGAGAGAAUGAUUAAAGAUUUAUAUUGCGGUUUAAGAAGCGGACUAUCUUGGAUGAAACGACUUCGGAUAGCUAUAGAUGUGAUUGAAGGGAUUCGAUACUUGCAUUCUCAAGGAUUAGUUCACAGAGAUAUUAAACUUAAAAAUGUGUUGUUAGAUAAUGAUGACAGAGCUAAACUGACGGAUUUUGGCUUUUGCAUACCUGAAGCUAUGAUGUCAGGCAGCAUCGUGGGCACUCCAGUUCAUAUGGCACCAGAAUUACUAAGUGGCCGAUACGAUUCCAGUGUAGACGUGUACGCCUUUGGUAUAUUGUUUUGGUAUAUUUGCGCGGGGCAAGUGAAACUACCUACACAUUUUGAUCAAUUUCAAAAUAAGGAGCAACUGUGGAAUAGUGUCAGAAAAGGAAUAAGACCAGAAUGUUUGUCAUAUUUUAAUGAUGCAUGUUGGAAUCUCAUGGAACAAUGUUGGGCUGCUGAACCGUCCGAAAGGCCUUUGCUGGGCAAUGUACAACCUCAGCUAGAAAACAUUUAUAGAUGUGCCAAAUAUGAGGCGAAUGCAGCAAACCAAGGCAAGUUUUCUUAUAAUCAAAAAUCUCUAGGAUUUUAUGAUUAUCAUGAGAACGAACAUUUCAAUAAUUGUAGUUAUAUGAAUCUCAGAGAAUAUUAGUAGUAAUUAAACAUACUUUUGACUGUGUUUGUUAUUUUAGAUUCCUAAUUCAGAGGAGGAUUUGAAAUUCUGUACAUAGCUGUAAAUUAUGUUAAGUUCUGAAUGUUGUUUCUUUCUAUUUUUUAUAAACCGAUGUUAUAACAAAUAAUGUAUUUAUUUUUAAUAUUUAAAAUAAAACUCAUUGUUAUAUUUUUAUUAUAUAUUUCUUUUAUUCUAUAAACAAAUAAAUGGUAAUACUGAACUCCAUCAAUAACUUUUGGCCUGUCUGCAGUACUCACUUUAAUUACAGAGCAAUGUUUUUAUGUAGGCAGCUCACAACUUCCACAGAUAAUGUAAUUUUAAACGUAAGUGGAUAUUUAACAGUUAGAAGAUACAAAACAUUUUUAUGGCACAUUUAAACAUACAUUUACUGUCAUGCAUGGUGUGUUCCAAAACCAAGAUACACCAGCGAAACAUGUACUUAACAAGCAAACUUUUUACAUCAGUCUUCCAAACACCUUAAGUAAAAUUAAGUAGUGCUUUUAGAAAAGUUUGGAACGCUUUCAAAAUCACAUUCAAAAAUUCAAAAUAUAAAUACGACAAACAUAUAAUUAUUAUGACUAAUUGCAUUAUUGCCCUGUUACCGGGUUUUUACUAGCAUUCCAUACUCUCUAAAAGACAGAUAAUAUUAACCAUUGUAUCCAUUUCUAUAUAUGAAUUGAAUACCCAUUAAUAAAUAAUUGAAAAAUUAAUAUGAUUACUUAUACCAAGGGGUAAACCUUAGAGAAAAUUGAGUGUACAGCUCCAAUAUCAAACAGGCAGUUGACUUAAUUCAGCAUAUGAUGGAAACUAAUGUUGGCAUUCAUAAAAAAAUAAUUCAAGGCUCAACUUAAAAGAUGACCAACUUUUAUCUUUUCCAAUUAUGGUAAUUUUGAAUUUUAAUGUCUAACUUUCAACACCGAAAUUUAAACCAAUAAUUAUUAGGCAUAACUUUGGUUUGUUUAUUGUCUCAAGACAAAAAUUGAGAUGAUUAGGUUAGAUGCUAAAUUACGUUGAGGUCUGUUAGAACCCUCUUUAAGAUGGGUUUAGCCAGCUUUGAUUUUUCUCAGACUCAAUAGAAUGCGUCAGUUCCCGCUGACAAAAAAAAAAAUUACCUACAUUAUUUACCGCUACCCUAUCGAUUAUUAAGAUUCACAAAUGGCAAAUAUUAAUUACAAUAAUCAAGUGUAUUUUAAAAAAAAAUACAAAAAUGUCUAUUCAAGCCAAAACAAAUUGGUAUCGGCUAUUUUGCUCAGUGAUCGACUGAUCGAAAUUCAAUUAGUAUAGUCUUGGUUAUCCAAGAAAAAUGUGCACUGAGAGAUGAAUAUAGAAAAAAAACGACGAUAAUGUUAUAUUACAGUAACUUGGAACAGGAGUAAGAGAGGGAAAAAGAAACUGCGAGUAAUCACAAUUGGGAAGGCAUUUCCCAGGUACUUUAUGUAUUUAUAAAAUGUAUUAUGUUGAAGAGGAAUAUUAGGAAAGACUAUUCCGCACUCUUAACAAAGAAUGCAAAGAGGAGAGAUUAAGAAAGGGAUGCUCUCACCAGUCUCACCCAAUGAAAAAUUGAUCAUAAUCAAAUGAAUUACUUGUAUUCAUUUUGUGUCUUUGUUUAAAUAUAGGUAGAGUUUCGUGGGUUAGAGGUCUAGGGGACUGAAAGAAACUAUCUAGUUGUUGGCAGCGUUUCGGACAUUUAUUUAUCCUUUAUCAAACCUCAGACUGUUGUCUCCGGAGUCCAAACAGUUGGAAAAAGAGCACCUUCCAUCAUGUUUUUUGAUGGCUUUCAUAAAUUUUAUUUUUUUAUCAAUUUAAACCCACGAAACUCUACCUAAAAAUGAAUUACAUUCCGUUCAAUUCAAUAUACCAAAGAAUGUCUUUAUUAGAGGUAUUACUUCAAAUUACGAAAUUUUUGCAUUUCAAAUAUGCCUAUUGGAAAACCAGGCUAACAUAGAAUUUUUUGUAUCACACUUGUAUUGCCUUUCUUUUGUUGUGUUUUCAUUGAAUAAGCCACUUUCACGUGCCCGGAAUAUGGCAAAUUAUGAUAUUUUUGACUCAGAUACAUGGAUGCAACUGAGAAGAUGCUAUUAGAAUUACUAACGAAAUAAUUUUAAAACGUUUUUGAAAAAUGUGAAAGUGGGAUUAUAUUGUGUUGGAUUUAGGUUUACCCCAAGACCACUUUACCUAAUAGGACUGCUUAUUGAGCUGAAAGUAUCUGCCAUGUCCACGCGACAAGUCCCUACUAUUUGUGAUGUCAGCCGCAGAUCUCAACUCUUUGACAUAAAAUGCAUUAUCCAAGUUUAGAACACUUUAGGUCAAAAAAACGAAUUCCUAAACGUUAAAAAUCACCUUUUCUGCAUUUAAAAUCGAGGAAAAAUUUAACUGACAGCCUGAAUCGCAAGCAUUUGAUCAAGGUAUGUGGGAGACGUCACCACUAUCAGCUAAUGAUAGUGGUGAUGUCUCCCACAGACCAGCUGCCAUUUUGAGAACUGUCCAAUGUACACCUUAUUAGGAUUAGCAAUCCUGUUUGGUGGAGUGUUCUUGGGUUUACCAGCUAAUAAAGAAUACGAAAUAUAAGUGCUUUUCAAAUUUAGAGAAAAAUUUAGGAUGUUCUAUUCAAAUAAGUGUUAGUUAGAACUUUCUGGCAGCUCUUUGACACUCAUUCUGUUAAUCUGAUAAAAAUUGGUGGUUAAGAUGAAAUGUAAGAACUUUUGUAUUCAUCCUUUUUACGAGCACCCUAUACAACAAUUAUUAUAUUAAUAACUGUACAAGAUAUUUGUCUACAGUUUACCCCUCACAAAACCUAAUUGAGAAACGGUUAUUAUGAAUAACGAAAACUUAUAGCUAAUAAUAAUAAUAAUAAUAAUCAGUGACAAAAACUGAAUAUGUAUUCAAAUGCAUAUUAAUAAAUAAUAAAAUAAUAAUUCAAUAACAAAAUAUUCUAGUCUGCAUAAGCAAAUCUGUCUAGAUACUUUACAUUCGAUUUACAUUGACAGUUUCCGUAAUGUAUGCUCUUUUUUGAGCUGUAGCUCCAACAGACAAAAUGCAGAACUAAAUUUGUUAAUAUCUCACAUUGAUACAUGUAAUGAGAUUCAACUCAAGUCUUAUCAUUCUAUGAUGCUUACAGUCAGCCAACAAAGUAAUAUCCCGCAUAAAUAAUUUACUGGCCUCUAAAACAGAAACCUUUAAAUAAGAUGUUUUCUUUUAAAAUUAUCUACAGCUGAUAGACCAACCAUACAGCUUACAUAUGUCAAUGAAAAAAUUACAUAAUUAUUUCAAUAAUUUUUAGAUAGAUGAAUUUCUAAUUAGAGAUACACAGAUAACUUCAUUGGCUGACUGAAAUGAGAAAACCUUAGCCAUUAUCAUAAAUUUAAUACAUAACAAGGUUACAAAGCAAUACUGUUCAAAAUGCACCAGAAAAAUCAAUUCUAUAAUAUUCUUUGGAAUAAAAAACUCGAACCCUAUUCACAUUUAAAAGUAGAGAUAAAAAAAUAUAUACUAUUAUGCAGAAUACAAUCGGCCAGUCAUUAAAAUACCUUAUAAUAAAACAAAUUUGAAAACUAGCACUGACAAAUUUCUUCAUUUUUGAGAUAAACAUUUGAUUACACUGAGGAAAAAUUAUCUGAGAUACAGUGUGAAUUCUGAAAUGUGGAAGAUUCUUGCUAAAUGAUUUUCACUCAGAUUUUUGUCUAGAAUAAUAUGUUCUACAAUCCAAAAUUAUUGAUUCUCCAUACGUUUUUCCUCAUUGUAAAAAUUAACCAUUAUUGUUGAGAUUUCUCCUAGAAAAUCUACAUAAUAUCACUUUUAGUGAUUUGCACAUAGAAAAAUAUAUUUAGAAAAGUUUUUUUUUUUCAUACUUAUAUUUAAGUAUGCAUAGAAUUACCCACUUUCUGUUGAAAUAAUUGAAAAGCAAUAAAUCUGAUUUACGUAACACAGAAAAAAAAUCACAUAAUUAAAACAUUAUUAUAUGCUAUUAAAUAGCAUAUAAACAUAACAUUUAAAUAAUCGAAUGAAUAAGGUAGCAGUUUAGGUGUCUUUUUGAACAUCACUUGAAAAAUACUCAAUAUGUACUUUUUGUUGGUGGAUUCUUUGAUAUGUACGAAGUAUUUUUUUUCUGAACAUAUCGGAUCUCUUACACAAAGGUACCUUUGAGCGGUGAUACAAAGCUUUUUUCAAUCUUUUUUCUCUAGGUUUUUUGGCACAUUUUAUUUUGUUUUCUGGUUUAGUGUCAUCUUUGACAGAAACCGAGGCAGGAACCGAGGCAGGAACCGAGACAGGAACCGAGUCAGGAACCGAGUCAGGAACCGAGUCAGGAACCGAGGCAGGAACAGAGACAGGAACCGAGGCAGGAACAGAUACAGGAACCUUGCGGGAGCCCAACUUUUUUACAUAGUUUUUAUCUUUCCUGUAGUAUUUAAGCAUAUCCUCGUGGUUUAUCGUGUCCUCUAUGUCAUAAGACUCAAAAAAUACC